CUUGGUAUUACUGUUGAGCCAGCACAAGUUCGUCUUCUUCCACGCUUAGAUGACCCCUACCGCUGGCGCGCGGUGCCUGAGAAGCAACAUUUGUUCUCUAAGAAUCUUAGUGAUCAUUCGAUCGGGGCAUACAAAUCUCUCUGUGACGGCAUAGGGAAGACCUUCGAGGCUGUUCUUCUGGGAACGUCUAUGUUACCAACGGAAGCAGACAUCGGCUUUACUGGCAAGAUAUCGCGACUCCAAAAAGAAAAUUCUGGCCUAAAGGCAGAACUUGAAACGUAUAAAAGUAGUCUGUGUAUAGAGCAGCAGAAGCGAUUAGAUUUGGAAAACACUGUUAACUGUUUACAGCUAGAAAUUGCGCAGACUCAAGCAUAUCUAGAAGAAAGUUUGAAGGCUGCUGAAGGCUAUGUAACAGUGCGUCACCGCCAUUUGGAUGCCUUGCAUCGAGUGCUCCCCAUACUUGAAGAGUUGAGGCAGGACAUCUCCGAUACUUCCCUACAAUACCAAUCACUGCCAACGUCUUGCUAG
This is a messenger RNA of Aaosphaeria arxii CBS 175.79, 528 nucleotides long. RefSeq lists its product as uncharacterized. The record is from RefSeq and is a predicted model, not a curated record. The transcript has 2 exons. NCBI's taxonomy places the organism in Eukaryota, Fungi, Ascomycota, Dothideomycetes, Pleosporales. The annotation marks the transcript as partial.